Molecule: messenger RNA, 1206 nt
Organism: Trichobilharzia szidati
Lineage: Eukaryota; Metazoa; Platyhelminthes; Trematoda; Strigeidida; Schistosomatidae
Source: the annotation of a GenBank genome assembly
GAUUUACCGCCACAGUCGAAUUUCAAGGUCGUGAUGACAAGAGGAGGCCAACUAGCCAUCAGCCAAUCAAAAUCUGCCUAUGGCGAUUUUCGGAGAGACCAUGAACGGGACAAAGAACUGCGUAUACAAAUGAAACCUCUGGUGCUUGCUUCGGAGAAUGAUUCAAAUCGACAAAGUGAAAUCAAUUACAUCGAAGGAUCAAGUUUCAUACAGAAGGGUUUCUCUUCUUCACGUAAACUAGCGACAUCUUUUCAGAUGAUCAAACCAGAUUCACAAUCGUGCUUGGCAGGUGUAAGUACAUCUAGUAAUUACCUCACAAUGAUUGCAGAAAAGGCUCAUGAAGCAGCCAUUUUUGGCCAUUCCUCCGUUCUUCUUCCGUCUUUUCUUGGUACUGAUCCAGCGGAGGCAAAAGAACGUCUGGUAUCGUCUGUAGACACAGUGAAACAAUUAAUACAUCACACGCUUGAUAAAUCUGAUUCAUCUGCAUGGAAUAUGUGGCUCACAAGACUCGCUGAAUUCAAGGAACGUCGAGCAAAUAUGCUUUCCCGCUCUAAUACUUUCAAAACUAAUCAAAAGAAAAAAAUCAAUGGUUUAGGAUAAUAUUAUUUUUCUUUUUAUAUAUACUUUUCAUUUGUAAACUAUUUGCAAAUUGUGGAUUUUACUAUUUUGCGUCUCUAAUUACUUUCAUAUAUCGUAAAUCAAAUGUGUACCAUUGUACCCAAAAUGUAUUUAAAAUUAAUGGAAAGAACCUUGGACUUUCUGCUGAAUUCUCAGACUUAGUUGAAAUUUGAAUGCAUUAAGAAUGAAUUGCUUUAAGCAGUAUGUGAAGAAAGGCAAUCGUUAGGAAGUAAAGGUCAAUUUGAAUUUGUUCGUGCAUUUAUCAGGAAAAUGUGCUUUCGAAAUUAUAGAAUUUUUCUAUAUUUUGCGGUUCCGAACCUUAAUUUAUCAGUGUUCCUAUUUCGCUUAGAAGUAGAGACUUCAUUUCAUUGAUUUUCCUUCGUGUAAUAGUAAAAUAUGAAGCUGAUACCACUCGUAUGAUUACUUUGAUUACUCAAUCCAAUCCUUCAUUGCCGGCAAUGUCGAAUUUUGAUUGAUACUGCAUGAUAACUCAGGUUCUAUCAAAAGUAUGAUGAAAUCCCUUCUGACUGGACGUAUUAUGACAGUUUCUUUGUAUUAAUUUGCUUUGACUUUGUUAUAUUUCAUAAG